Molecule: messenger RNA, 5113 nt
Organism: Cottoperca gobio
Lineage: Eukaryota; Metazoa; Chordata; Actinopteri; Perciformes; Bovichtidae
Gene: slc16a4
Product: solute carrier family 16 member 4
Exons: 11
Coding region: 484-2205 (573 amino acids)
Biological process (GO): monocarboxylic acid transport; transmembrane transport
Molecular function (GO): monocarboxylic acid transmembrane transporter activity
Source: RefSeq, a predicted model, not a curated record
AGAGCCAGUGAUGUUGUGGUUGAGAUGUGAGAUGCAACUCAGAGGGACUCGCUCAUAGAGGCAAAGUUAUGGCACGAUCAUCCCCGGAGAAAAAGGUCCCGCAGCAAUUCCUCUCUCCCAUAAAAUCCCUCACCAGUGACGCGCACUCCUUUUUGGGACGCACAACUCCUGAGCGAGAAAACCCAAAAUUACGCGUGAAAUUAAACUAAUUGAACAUUUGGGCAAAAGCGCGUCGACUGAAGGAGAUUUCAGCCGUGUUGAGUUGAGCUAGGGCCACAAUGCAACAGGCCUGUGAAGUGAAGUUAACAACUAGCUCACAGCUACACAAGGUAUAAAACUAAUCUGGAUGCAGCCAUAGUUACAAGUGCCCUUCGACCAACCUGAGAAUGACACACGGGGAAUAGGAUUCCUGUGUUUAUUCUUCACCUCCAGAGCUAUCAGACAUACUACCAAAUCCACAUUAACAGAGAAAUCAAGGCAGCCAUGAACCUGUUCAAGAAGGAUGUCAUGUCCACUAAGAAGGAGAAGGAAAAAGAGAUCCAGUAUGAGGAGCCUCCAGAUGGAGGUUGGGGCUGGAUGGUGGUGCUGCAUUGCUUCCUGGUGAACGUCCUUGUGAUGGGAACACUGAAAAGUUUUGGGAUAUUCUUUGUGGCUUUCCAAGAUGAGUUUGGAGGCUCAUCAGAGAGCAUCAGCUGGAUCGGUUCCAUCAUGUCCAGUCUGCGUCUGUCUGGAGCACCCAUUGCCUCUGUGGCCUGUGCCAAGCUAGGAACCAGGGUGACCUCCAUCGCCGGGGCAGUGCUGGUUAGUGGUGGCUUCCUCUUAAGUAUUUUCGCCAACAGUGUGGUGUUCCUCUACAUCAGCAUGGGAGUGAUAGUUGGAAUUGGCUUUGCACUACUAUAUCAAUCCUUCUCAGUGGUCACAGCACUGUACUUCCGAAAGAGGUUAGCGACAGCGUAUGCGAUCGGGCGUUCUGGGAUGGGUUUGACCUUUGCCCUUGCUCCGUUUACUCAGCUGCUUCUGGACAAGUAUGCUUGGCAAGGCGCAAUGCUAAUUCUGGGCGGUCUCAUGCUGAAUCUGGUGGCCUCUGGGAUGCUUCUGCGACCCAUCCGUGUGAAGCCUCCUGUGUCAAACCCUACCUCUUCUCCUAUUCAAAAGAGCCCUGCUGUUUCCCUCAAGAGCUCCUCAGAGAAGGAAUACACUAAGAGCUGCUUGAAUGGCUCCUCUCACUUAUCCAAUGGCAUCUCCAAAGCAGACUCAUUCCCAUCCCCUCCUCCUGCUCACGGGGACACUGAGAACCUGGGGGAACAAUGUACUCCAGGACUCCAGGACCAGUCAGUGAACCCUGAACUCACCAGACUGGUCCUCAAUGGUGUGAAUGGCCAUGAGCCACACCAUGACUUGUGUCAGUGUAAACCCACAACUCCAGACAGCUCAGCGGGGCUCAAUGGUAGCAUGAAUGUGUCCACCAUUGUUGGAUUUCCGUCGACUGCCAGCACGCCAAGUGAGGAGACCGUCAUAAAAGCCAAAGUUCUGGAUUUCUCCCUGCUAAAGGACCCAUUUUUUUGUAUCUACACUUGGUCCUUGGUCUUCAGCCAGCUGGCCUACUUCAUCCCCUAUUUCCACCUGUCUGCCCGAGCCAGAACCCUAGGCAUCGGUGCCAUGGAUGCUUCCUUCAUCAUCUCUGUGGCAGGCAUCACAGAGACUAUCGCCCAGCUGGCUUCGGGCUGGGUGACGGAUAGGAACCUGUUCCAUAAAUACCACUACCACAAGGCCUACCUGAUCCUCUGUGGCCUGGUCAACCUGCUCUCCCCACUGGCAACCUCCUACAUCCUGCUGAUGGUUUACGCUAUCUUCUUCGCCAUCUUCUGUGGUGGAUACAUGGCUCUGCUGCUGCCCGUCCUGGUAGAUCUCGUGGGCUCGGACAAACUCAACAACUCCAUGGGCUUCUCCAUGUUCUUUGUCGGCCUGGGUUGCCUCACAGGACCUCCUUUGGCAGGCUUCCUGUACGACUACACUCAGACUUACGACUGUUCUUUCUACCUGGCCGGGCUCUGCUAUCUGCUCUCCUCUCUCUCCCUGUUCCUGGAGCCUCUGGCUCAGCGUUGGAAGGCCAGGAACAAAGUGACCCAGACCACGAUAGCGGAAAGCAGCUGUAAGACCAACGGCUGCUUCGCCCCCGACCGCCUGCAGAACGGCGCUGUGUAGGAAUGAAACCCAGGGAAGGCCUUCGAUCUUGAACCAGCAUGCUCAAAAUUUGCCUUGGGCUCGCAUACCUUGGACCUUGGGCUCCAGCUUAGAGUCGGGACCCAAGUGACCCUUCUAUUCAGCGGAAGCAUAGCACGGGCCGUGGAGACGACAGUAACAUGUCUGAGAACAUGCAGUAGUCGGGACGUUGGUGAAUAGAUGAUUAUGUUCAACUUUUAACGAGCCAAAAUUUUAGUUUUUCAAAAAUAUUUUACCUCUAUUCUUGUUCUUAUCAGAGGAACAUGCGUCCAAACUGAAGAGAAUCCCCUACAUCUAGCACAUUUAAAACAUUCGCUACUUUGCAACCAUAACUUAUUAAAGCACAUCUGUUUUCCAAUGCAACAACAAAACUGCGUUCACUUUGCAGUAUCUUUAUCUUUAUAUUGCUGGAAACUAAGCUAUGCAGUUGAGUUAAUGGAAGCACAUAUCUAUGAACAAACCCUUCUCACUCGAUUUAUACUCUACAUCCUGUACCUGUAUCUGUACACCUGUCCUCACUGGUAUGCACUUUGGGCCAAAUUGUGAUUAUGCUGCAUGAAAUUUCCUUUGAACUGCCAGAUGGUUAAAGGUGGAGUCAGCAAUUCUUGAGAAAGAUGGUUGAUAUUUAUACUCAACACCCAAACAAACCCCCCCUCUGGAUUUACCAUCCUUCUCGCUUCCACUGCCUUUCAAUUUAUUCAUCCAUGGCCUGUCCCCUGUCCCGUGCACAAGCCAGAACGCCCCCUGUUGCUGAUUUGCUGGCAUAGUGUUGUGCGGCUCGGUCCAAUCCACUUUGUUUGUUUCCCAUUUACAGAGCCAGAUCUGUGCGGGAACAUCGGAUGAUUAUGUUUUUUCAGCGCACACACAGGACAGACAGCUAGUGGACCGUGUGUAGAUAUUUACUGAACGUGUCUUGUAUUAGAAUCGCUGACUGCACCUUUAAGAUACAUGGAUACUUAAUGGCAGGCUGCUUCUAUGACACAAUGUGUAAUGUGCUCUUAAAAGCCAAAAAGGAGCAACUGCUUCAGUAAUUAAAUAUUAAAUAUAAUAAUUAUCUUCUGUUCAGAUUUGGUUUUAUAUCUGUCUUUCAAAAAAGACAUUCAGUCCAUUAAUAGAAAUUAAUGGACUGAAUGUUCAAAGUUUGAACAUUUUAUUUUCCUCUCUAACCCCUUCGUACUCAUUUAUACUUGUAUCUACUUGUCUACGUCUUCAUCUCACUGCUCUACUGACACUAACAGCAUCUAUUAGUCAAAUUAUACUGUAAUUGAUUUUUAGUCUUCACCUGCUUCCAAACCAACUGGAACAGGAAUUACACUUCCACUUUUAUCUGUAACGCUGUAAAUGACAGUUGAACUGCUUUCAUCUCUUACGCUUCAGCUGCCUUCAGCUUUUACUCGUCACUUAAACUACAUUAAGCACUUGCAUACAAAUAGCUGCCAACAGGGAACAAACUUUAACUUUCAAAUGCUUUCAGCCAUGACACUUCAACUGACACCUCAGCUCCUUUCAAUGCUUACACCUUAAAAGACCAUUCAACUCCUUUAAUCACACUUUAACCUGUUUACAGUGUUUGUACCUCAGUAGUUACGUUUUUAAAUACUACACAAUACGACAAACUAGAACCUCUCUCCUUGUGUGGGUCAGUGAUUCAUUUUAUUAUUAAUUAGAAUAACUUUACACGCACAUUAUGUUUUACCUGCAGUGAACUAAACGGUCACAUCGAGCUCAUCGUCUGUGAGCUGUUCUAUGCAAGUGCACACAGAGAGAUUUCUUUCAUCGACAGCUCACUUGCACAUCAUUUUAACAGGUUGCAAAGAUACCAACUUGUGAAAGAAGAAGCCUGUUUGGUCGAGAUUUAAGAAUGCUUCCUAAAUAUAUUGAUCACAGUUGGAUUGCUGAAUAGCGGGGUUUUCUAUAUCAUUGUGUGUGAUUAAGUGUCAUUGUGUCUUUGUAUGUCUGUAAAUCUCUGACCAACUAUGUUACAAAGACGUUUUGCUGAUAUAAGAUGAAUUUGAAUAUAUAUAUAUUCAAAUGAUAUAUAUAUAACAGUGAUUUCCUUGUUUUUCACCAGUUUGCCUUACAAGGUACUGAAUUGUAUCUUGACUAACUUUCCUGUGAUGUCAGCCAAAGACACAUUUGAAACCUACCUACAACUUGAAAUGUAUGAUUAGUACAAAUAGUUUGGACUGUUUAUAUCAUUUAAACCGUGAUGACCCCCCCCCCCCCCCACCCCCAAUAUUCAUUCAUUAUUCCCAAGUCUUAACUGAGGGCCCUUGAAUCCACAUGGGACAGACAUGUUUUGUCGCACUGCCCUCUUGUGGCGGACGAAAGCCUCUACUCAAAGAAUGCCGUCUCAAUUAGUACUAAAUUAUUCCCCCUCAUCUCACUUUCACAAUACUGAGCAAGGCUCUUUGUAUUGUUUCAAUAACGACAGUCAUGCACAAAAGCUCUUUUGGCUCACAAGUUGCAUUCACCACCAGUUUGCUUUUGUGAUCGAGGGCCCCUGAAUAUUUUGUACAAUAAAUAUUUUAUGAAAUGUAUUUGAUGCUUUAAAAUUAGAUUUUGUUUUGGGAUUGAUGUUAGGUAUCAGGAUAUUUUAAGGAACUGUUUGAGCAAAAUCUUGAACUAAUGUGUCGUUCCCUUUGUCUUUAACACCACUGAUGAUGAACUGAGUUCUGUUUGAUGGUGUGUGAUCUUGUGUUUUUGUUGCAGCAAAUGCAUUUAUGGGUAAGGCACUGUUUUGUCACUACUCUGGCUCCUGAAUUUGUGAACUGAUAGUUUAGAAAAUAUGCUUAACCAAUCAUAGAUAUCCUGUUCCAAUUCCUUAGAGUUAAUUUGUAAGCCUUGUAACAGUGCGCAGCCAGCUGUAAUAAACUGACAUGUUACUCAA